GUGUGCUGGUCCGCGGCGCUCCCCCGCCCCUCGGCCGGCGCGGUGUUGCCCGCGAUGGGGGUGGCGGAGGCGCUGGGUGCCGGGGCGGCGCGGCUGCUCUUCUACCCGACGCUGCUGUACACGGCGGCCCGGGCGCGGCUUCCCGGGUCCCGCCGGCCCUGGUUCCACCGUAUCGACGGUUCCGUGCUGCUGGGGGCGCUGCCGCUGAGGGGACGCAGCCGUAGGCUGGUGGCGGAGGAGAACGUACGCGCCGUGGUGACCCUCAACGAGGAGUACGAGACCCGCUUUCUCUGUUGCUCCGCCCAGGAAUGGGAGGCAAUGGGAGUGGAGCAACUGCGUCUCAGCACCGUGGAUCUAACCGGAGUCCCCACCUUGGAAAACCUCCACAAGGGUGUUGAAUUCAUACUGAAACACCGAGCCUACGGUAACAGCGUCUAUGUGCACUGCAAGGCAGGACGCUCCCGCAGUGCCACCAUGGUGGCAGCAUAUUUAAUUCACCUACAUCACUGGAGCCCUCAGGAAGCAAUAGAGGCUAUUGCCAAGAUCCGUCCCCACAUCAUCGUUCGGCACAAGCAAGUCCAGGUCCUGGAGGCAUUUCAUAGGAACGUGACCGCUGGGACAGCUGCAUAAUGUCAGUAAGAACUAUCAAAAUCUUUGUCUCAGCUGCUUUAAAAAAACCUUACAUUUUAAUGAUCUAACAAAGACUUAAGCAUUGUACUUCCUGAGCAUCAAUAAAGAAGUUUUUACAUAAAUUACAGUAA
Harpia harpyja (harpy eagle) is the source of this 761-nucleotide messenger RNA. RefSeq names its product protein tyrosine phosphatase mitochondrial 1 (gene PTPMT1). Gene Ontology annotation, molecular function: phosphatidylinositol-4,5-bisphosphate 5-phosphatase activity; protein tyrosine/serine/threonine phosphatase activity; phosphatidylglycerophosphatase activity. The record is from RefSeq and is a predicted model, not a curated record. The transcript is spliced from 4 exons. Gene Ontology annotation, biological process: protein dephosphorylation. Lineage: Eukaryota; Metazoa; Chordata; Aves; Accipitriformes; Accipitridae. Bases 55 to 630 code for a protein of 191 amino acids.